This is a messenger RNA of Heterobilharzia americana, 2368 nucleotides long. The record is from the annotation of a GenBank genome assembly. Lineage: Eukaryota; Metazoa; Platyhelminthes; Trematoda; Strigeidida; Schistosomatidae.
AUGAACUUGUCAAGCCCACUUUUUCGGAUGUCUUCCAAGGGGAGUAUCUCGAAACAUAAAUCUCUUGGCCGAUAUGAGACAAUCGCAAAUUUGUUAGAACAAUUUUUGAAGGGGAAUUUAAAACACAAUUAUAAAUUUACUAAUUUACCAGAUGGUUAUUAUUUAAUCGAUGAAAUAAUUCAACUACCUGAGUUUAAAAAAGAAAACUGUACAUACGAAGAUCUUGUUGAAGUUGUUCACACAGAUGCAGCAUUACGCUUUAGUGUUAGAGGAUCGAAAGUUCGUCUAAAACCACCAGAAUUAAAUAAAGACCCUGAUGUCAUCUUAUCAAAGAAAUUAGCUUGGAUUCUACGUCAUGGGGCUGAAAAUGUCGGGUUGACGUACGAACCUGGUGGCUAUCUUUACCUAGACAGAAUACUUCAACUGAAACCAUUUCAAGGUGUCAAAGUUGAAGAUAUUUCACGGGUUGUCAAUUCAAAUGAUAAGAAACGCUAUGAACUAUCUACACAUCCUGAAAAUGGUCGUCUACGAAUCAGAGCUUUCCAAGGUCAUAGCGUUACAAUUGAAGGACUUGAUAUAACAUUAAUUGAAAAUCCUCAGGAUUAUCCAACUGUUGUACAUGGAACAUACUUUCGUAAUUGGGAUUCAAUACGUAAAGAAGGCUUAAAACGUAUGGGGCGAACGCAUAUACAUUUUGCUCCUGGAGAAGUCGGUGAAUCCGGUGUUAUUAGUGGUAUGAGAGCAAGUGCUGAAAUUGUCAUAUAUAUUGAUAUGAUGAAGGCAGUCAAAGAUGGUUAUAAAUUCUACAUUUCAAAGAACAGUGUUAUUCUUUGUGAAGGGAAUAGUGAAGGUUGUCUACCAACAAAGUACUUUCUUGCUGCUUAUCAGCGUCGACCACGUGUAAAACUGGCUCUUGAUGCAUAGACAACUUGACGGAUCAAGUAUAUGCUAAUUAAAUGUCUCUUGUGUAUAGAUUCAUUUUGAAGUACUUAUUUUCCUCUAUGGUUUUAUCAGAAGAGGUGGAGUACACAUCACAUUGUUCAUCCUCAGACAUUAUGAAUUUAUACAUCUGCAUAGUAUCUGUAAUUAUUUAUACUUAUACAGCUGAUUUCCACUAUUCAUUCACUUGUUUCUGCGUGUCUUUUAGCUUUGUUUUGUUUUUUAAUUUUAAUAUACUGUUGUGACCACAUCUAUUUUUGAAGCACCUUACUUUCUUCGUUGUCUUUCAAACAAGUAGCUUCGAACUGCUUUUUAUUGCAGUCAUUUGAGUUUUACUACUUGUUAUUUGAAAGUAGUGUGAUGAUAUAUUUUUGAAAACAACCUAUUCUACUCGUUGAGAUGCAUAGCAUUUGAAUUCAGAGUUUUAUCACUGUUAAUCUUUGUUGGCCUUUUGAUAUGAUAUUUGUUAUUUACCCAUAUCAAUAUCCUUAUACUGCGUGAAAAUAUACUGUGAGUAUUUAUCCACGAAGGACAGUGAUAGCAUGUAGUUGGUUUCUUUCUUAUAUAGUUUCGCAAGUCUGAAGCAAAGCAUACUUUAUCAUGUGUAUGGUGCAUAAAAAAAAAGAAAAAGUGUUUUCAAUAACUUCUUCAGGCUCUACAGUUAUAAAUACAUGAGAAUAAGUGAAAUACAAUAGCUGAAAUAAGGCAUGAUGUACAAUUUUACUUUAUUGAGACAGCAGUGUUAUAUAUGAGUGGAUGGAGAUCAAAUCGAAUGGAAUGGUGGAACUGUUAUCAGUCUAGUGUGUUAGUUGUGCAAUGAAAUCAAUAUUGACAGAACAAUUACGAGAUGAGGAGACAAAAUCUAUAGAUUAAUGAUGGAUCGUGGUUCGCAGUAUCAUAUAAAAACAAUUAUACUACAAUCUAUAGAUGAUGAUUAAUUAAUAUACAUUUAUUGGAGUAUGAAUGUGUGUUUUUGUUGACUAAGGGUCAAUAAUAAUAAUUAUGUAGUGAUGAGUUAUAUUCAGGUGAGAUGAAAAUCAUGUGAAUACUAUAAAUAGAGAAUAACAAAUGUGACGUAUUGCGUCACGGUUGAUAAUGACAACAGGUUGUGGUAUGAAUAAAGAAUGGCGUAAAACUAAUGACAUAAUAAAAUGAAUGUUUAUCAAUUUAAUGACAAUAGCCUCUUUCACCUACCUAGGCAGGCAGCAUCGUUUCAACUACAGGUGGUACAGGCACAGAUGAGGACAUCCAAAACCAAGAUCGGAAAAGCAGGACAAACCUUCAUUAAUCUGAAAUCAGUGUAGAGAUCUACUGCACUACACUCAGCACAAAGAAAAAGAUACGGAUCUUCAACGCCAAUGUCAAGUCAGUCCUUCUGUAUGGUUCAGAAACUUGGCGUGUUACGAAAAGCAUUUCCAACAAACUACAG